This is a messenger RNA of Chara braunii, 2958 nucleotides long. Lineage: Eukaryota; Viridiplantae; Streptophyta; Charophyceae; Charales; Characeae. The record is from the annotation of a GenBank genome assembly.
CGAGUGGGAGGCGGCAUACAACCCGCGUUCCUUGGAUCCCGUGCAAAUACGGAACAUUAUUGACGCAAUGACGACGGCCUACUCUCAGGCCGAGAAGACUUAUGAGCUGCCGACACUAAAGCUCGCGCCUCUCGGGCUGGUUAAACCGACGCCCGGGGUGCGGGCGGAUCGUCUGAAGCCGGAGGACUGGAAGGACGAGCUGGCAGGGCAAUACUACUACUACGCUGUGGCGGGCCAGCAUAACGCGGCUGCGGCCAGGGCGCUACUUGGCACCGAUGUGGCGGUGAGGUACAACUUCGAGCGCUGGCCUGCACGAAUGGUGUACUUCUCGGAUGAGGACUUUGAGGGGUACUUUCUGGUCAGCGUCGAGGACAAUAAGAAAGACCUGAAGGCCCCUCCGAGACAGCCGAAACUCUCCAUGAGAGACAUUCGGUGGUGUUGGAAGGAAUUGGGUUACCCGAAAGCUGUUAUGGGUAACCCCAGCGGGAAACAGGCGCAGGUGGAGGCAUGGCGAAGAUUUUGUGCGGAGGCGCUCCACAGGACGCCGUACAAUCACUUGUGGACUCUCGCCGAUGACAAGACCGAGGAAGGAAUCAAGAAACAGAACGCUGCCCUUCGAUCCUGUUUCCCGCUAGCGAUGGCAGGGAAAAGCGCAUGGGAAACCGGGAUGGAAUUUUUCGAGAGAUGGGAAACGGGCAGACUGCUGGCACCGGAAGGAGCGAAGUGGAUCGCGAAGAAGAAGAAGGUGCAGGGCCUCAAGCCAGGGUCCUCCGCGUUGGCGAAGCAAGGGAAGCUGGGGAGGCAAGAGGCAGUGCAACUGGUGAAGUGCGAUCGCAUAUUGGUGCGGUUGUGGAACUACAACCAGUUCAAGCAUGAGAACCGCCCAAACAGUGACUGGACCACUAAGAAAGCGCACGCACAAGUCGUGUGGGAGGUUUUGAAGGGUGGUUGCAACGUCAUCGCGUUGGAGGGGAAUUCGGAGUGGUUGCAAUUCACGUUGGAUUUCCUGAAAACCGCAGUCAACUCGGGAGCAUACCGCUGCGAGUUAAUUACGAAGAGUGAGAAGCCAAGACGAGUUUGGGAUCCUUCGACGGGCAUGUGGUUCAAGCUAAGCGCCUGGAAAAGGAGCAGGAUCUACGAGUUCCUCUUCUUGGAGAAGCGUCCUGCGAGGGGCACCGACAUCGAGUACAUGCGCCGCAAGGAACACAUGUUGGCGCUGCUAGACAACUAUCACGGCGCCACGCGCCUGAACACGAAGAACUUCCUGGACCGACUGGAGUUAUUGUACUUUGUCGAAUCUGAGCCGGUCCUGAGACUCGAGAGUUACGGUGCCUUGAUCGACGCCGACGAAGAGUCUCUCACCGGUGUUGUCUUCGACACUAGUGCACCUGAGGAGGAUAGCGACACCGAGGAAAUUGACAUCGACUACCGCCUUGCUCCGGUGCUCCCAUCCCCGGCCUCCUUGUCGACGAUGGUGGACAAAGUGACGUCAGAGAACAACAACCUGCAACCCGCCGACCCGGCCAUCAUUGCCACUGCUGAUCGCUUGUUUCGGGAACUUCAUGACAAGCAGUGGUUGGAACUAUCUGACGAUUUCUACGACCUCGAGACGAGCCCCUCGAAGAAAAAGGGGAACUGGAAAGUACCCCCGUCGAUGGGGACCCAGGGUAGGGUGGGAGGAGGACCUCUGAGCCCCCCCGGGGCUGGAGGGGGCGGAGGCAGUGGCCACGAGGAAGGAGGUGGCGGAGGCAGUGGCCAUACGACAUCAGGGGGAAGCGCGCCGGCAUCAUCGCCUGCCCCUGGCGGUCAGGGCAGGAUCGCGCACAGCGGCGUGGGGGAAGGGGGGGUGAACAUCACACACUCCCCAACAGCAGGGAGCGGCAAGUCGGGGAAGUUCGCCCGCAUCCGAACUUCGCAGACGGAGGACCCAGUGCCCCUGGAGGCAGCGAAGUCGGCCGGCAUCCGCACUUCGACGACUGUGGAGCAGGCGGCCCUUCCCUCGUGGACUGCUUUCGGCUCCUCCGGUGAAGUUGGGCGGGGCUCAUGUGUAGGGGAUCCUGUCUCCGCCGUGAAGGGCAAGUCCGCGGGCAUCCCUACCAGGGCGGACGACGUUCAAGCGAGUGUACCGGUCCACUGGAGGUCUACAGGAGCACAGGCGUCGGAGAUGGGUGCCGCCCUGGCUGUGCGGGAGGCGACGUCGCCAGCCCUUGGACAAGGCCGAUCUGCGGAGUCACAGAGAGAGAUUGCUGGUGCAGCGCCGUCCGCCUUCCUUGCGAUGAAGUCCGCCGGUAUCCGUACUUCGUCCGUGACGUGCCUGCAGUCGGAGGAGGCAAGGACGGAGGAAGGUGCUACGUCUGUUCAUACAGACGACCGCUCCUUGGGAUCCGCCUUGAUGCGGCUGCAAGGAACCGAGUCGCAUGAGACUGACGGGGGGGAAGAAUGGGUGCAAGUCGAGGGCGGGGAAGAAGAGGGAGAAUGGGAGGAGGGGGGAGAAGGAGACGAAGGGCGAGAGAAGGAGUUGAUUACAUUGCCCGACAGGGAAGAUGGUGAAGAAGGAUGACCAGUAUUACGGACGAGGAAAGGGUGGAUGCCGGAGACGAGGAUGUCUGUGGGGAGACAUCUGAUUCUUUCGGUCUGGUGUAUGCCAGACCAGGUGAAGGUGAUAUCGACGACGACGCGACGGCGAUGGAGUGGGUUCCAGCAUGUGCGAGGCUUUGAGCCAGACCCCCUGAACUUACAAAAGGGUCUAACUCUCUGCCAGAUUUUUUUCUCUCUGAACCAUCAUGUAUGUGGCCGUCGCACAACGAUCUACGAUAAACAGUCUAUGUGCCAUACGCAGUUGUGGUCUAUGCACAAUUAGCCCCAGCCUACGACACUAGCCUAUGUACCGUCAACACACAACGUCCCCCUUGCCAAAAAUCCAGGGGUUUCUUCAUAGAACAAAACAUCACUGAGAGA